AGGGGAGCAGUGAAGCCAAACCGGAUCCUUCAUGAGGGAAGAGGCCAGGGACAGCCACCCAGCCCCGGCUUCUCUUCUCUCCUCUCAUAUUAUCCUGUAUUGCAAGCCUUGGGAGCCCAAGUAGGGGGCUGAGUCAGUGUUCGUAGGAUGUCCCGUCAUGAAGGUGUGAGCUGCGAUGCGUGUUUAAAGGGCAACUUCAGAGGUCGACGGUACAAGUGUUUAAUUUGCUACGACUAUGAUCUGUGCGCAUCAUGCUACGAAAGCGGUGCCACCACGACCCGACACACCACAGAACAUCCCAUGCAGUGUAUAUUAACAAGAGUUGACUUUGACCUAUACUAUGGUGGAGAAGCCUUCUCGGUGGAGCAGCCUCAGGCCUUCACCUGUCCCUACUGUGGCAGGAUGGGCUACACGGAGAUCUCCCUGCAAGAGCAUGUGGCUGCAGAUCACACAGAGACCUCCACAGAAGUGAUAUGCCCGAUAUGUGCAGCACUGCCAGGUGGUGACCCAAAUCACGUGACUGAUGACUUUGCUGCUCAUCUCACACUUGAACACAGAGCCCCGAGAGACUUGGAUGAGUCCAGCGGGGUGCGGCACGUGAGGAGGAUGUUUCACCCCGGGCGCGGGUUGGGGGGCCCGCGAGCCCGCAGGUCUAACAUGCAUUUCACCAGCAGCACCACAGGGGGGCUCUCCACAAGUCAGAGUUCCUCACAGAGCUCCAACUACAGCAGAGAGGCUAUGGAUCCCAUAGCAGAGCUCCUGUCCCAGUUGUCGGGGGUGCGACGUUCGGCGGGAGGCCAGCUCAGCUCGGGUCCCUCUGCCACACAGCUCCAACAGCUUCAGAUGCAACUCCAGUUGGAGCGCCAGCAAGCCCAGGUGGCGCGGCAGCAGCUGGAGACGGCCCGAAACGCCAGCCGAGGGGGUGGCAGAGCCAACGCAAUCCUCAACACAAAUUCAACCGCCGCAAACUCCAACGUCAACCACACCAACAACCCCAGUCCCCACCCUGGGCCAACUGAGCCCAACGCACAGCACACUGCACACAGCUCCCAGUUUCUACUCAGCAGGCUGAGCGAACCACGGCUGUCUGAGGCUGAGCGGCAGGCGUGCGAGGCACAGUGGGCCGACAGGAGCCUGUUCGUCACGGAGCUGCUGCUGUCCACGCUGCUUCCCGAUGAGGACGCCUCGGCCUCCUCCUCCGAAGACGAGGAUGAUUGUCACGGCCCGUUGCGGAACUUCGCCGACUUCGAGGCCAUGGGUUGUGUCGAGGUCAUGACGUUGGACGUGGCGCUGGAGAACCUAAACCUCAAGGAGACGAGCCCCGCCCCGAAGAAGACGAAACCGACGACUAAAACAACACCUGCAAAGAAAGAGCCCCCCGCGCCACCCCUUUGAUGACAUGGCCACUCCCUCCCCCCCUUCAAUCACCAUUGUGACUAGCUGACUGCUCAGUCAGCCCAACUGCCAAUGGAUGACAAAGACUGCAGUUCUUCUUGGCUUUUUUUUUUGUUUGUUUUUUUUCUCAGUCAUUUCAGCCCUGUCGCUCCCCAACUCCACCCCAUGUUUUACGUUGUGUACAUUGAAUAAAAGUAGUGAGACGAGAGAAUGUGAAAGCAAGCAAGCGUGUAGGGUGUGUGAGACAAAAGAGAACUAUAUAAACAUAUUAUUAAAAAGAAGAAAAAAAAACUCUAUAUGAAAGUUGAUAAUCAUAACCCGCAUUUCCUCUAGCAGAAAGCGUAGUCUGCUGUUUUUAAGAGACAAAUCCCGUCACACACUUGGAGGGAGAGGAGGCCGACUGAAAACCCUCCGCUUAAUAAAAGAAAAAAAAACGCUGCUGUGUAUUUAUAGAUAUAAAUUAAAGUGCUUGGAUGGUUUACCACAACGUAAGCAUGAGCUUAAAUCACCAUGUGCCCAUUUCAAACUGCACAGUCACCAGACGGGGAGGUCUUUCUCUUGUUGGGACACCUGAAUAACUUUGGUGCCGAGUGCCACCACACACACGCACACAAACGCAGUUCUGUUAACCCUUAUGUCAAAGUCUCAAGCCCCUCCCCUUCGUGUGACGCCACCUGUUUUUUGGGUCAUGUGACCUGGCUUUAUAUCGACUGUGGGCACUUGGGUUUUGAAUUUGCAUAUCCGGUGUCCAUUUAUGUACACUACAGAUGUUCAGCACAUACGCAGCACUGAGGCAGAGAUGAAAUGAUCUCUUGGUUGUGAACAUUUUCAGGCCUUUUCUAACAGAAGGAACAUGAUCCCUGGUCUCUUCAUACGGUUGUUUUCUCCUCUCUCUUUCACAGGAGAUCAAAUGCUUCUUUCUCCAGCUUCCUAUGUUCUUAAAUUAAUCUCAUGAAUACAAAGAUCUGCUCAUGUGGCUUGAAGGAGAGGAUCCUGUAUUGCUCUUUCCGUCGAUCUCUCGGGGUCCGAAAAGAUCUUUGUAUGCCUCCACUGCUAAGCUGAAGAAAUGCAAUGUGUGUUUUUUGGCUAAUGAGAAGAGCCAAAUGACAGGGUAAGCCUUUUCAGUUUGGAGGAAAAUAAAAAUGUUUUUUGGAUGGAAAAGAA
Girardinichthys multiradiatus is the source of this 2559-nucleotide messenger RNA. RefSeq names its product E3 ubiquitin-protein ligase KCMF1-like. Bases 148 to 1395 code for a protein of 415 amino acids. The record is from RefSeq and is a predicted model, not a curated record. Gene Ontology annotation, molecular function: zinc ion binding. The transcript has 7 exons. Gene Ontology annotation, cellular component: plasma membrane. Gene Ontology annotation, biological process: synaptic signaling. NCBI's taxonomy places the organism in Eukaryota, Metazoa, Chordata, Actinopteri, Cyprinodontiformes, Goodeidae.